Molecule: messenger RNA, 2580 nt
Organism: Annulohypoxylon truncatum
Lineage: Eukaryota; Fungi; Ascomycota; Sordariomycetes; Xylariales; Hypoxylaceae
Exons: 2
Coding region: 558-2375 (605 amino acids)
Source: RefSeq, a predicted model, not a curated record
AGUGGGCUGAAAGCGGGGCCGCCGCUGGCCGCUGACUCAAUCGGAGAGCAACCUUGACGGCCUUAACACCGAACAUUGCCCCUGCCCUCUCAUUCUGAACUGUGAAACGGCCAUGCCAUAUCCUUUUUGAACUUAAUUGACUCUUAAAACCUUGAAUUUACCUAGCUAAAUAUCUCUAUAAAUGUACCUAUCUAGCAAAAUAUGUGAAGAUACAUGUUUUCAAUCCCCAAACUUCCAAAUUUAAUCCCAUCACCUUUAGGUGAAUGAUAAUUCCCGGUUCUCCUUUUGAUGAUUCAUACUCCCUAGGUCUCAACAGUCUAAACGGUGAACCAGUCUCUGAUAAGAUAAGCGAUAAGAUAUAGGAGUGGUUGUCUCAUACAUGCAUGAAUGCUUCCGUUCUUGGGAUAAAUCACACGACCAGCCGUCCGUGCUGUUUUGAUAUUGGCAACAAUAAUUUGGACUGGGCGAUCCUCUCAAUUGGAAUCAGGAACCUUGGGAUGAUAGCGCAAAUUCGAAUCAAACAGGUCGAGGAGUUCCAGCGAGUUGGGGUUCUCUAGAUGGGUAGCAUUCUUGGGAUGUCGUCAUAUACCGUUAUUCUGCAAACAGCUGCGUUGUGCGUUUUCUUCGCCUCCGGAGGCUUUGCAGAUGCUAUAUUAUUUCUUGCUUUACUCUGUGGAACUGGCCUCCCUGGCCUCAAUCUCCGCGAAACCUCUCAUACUCGAAAAACCGAGAUAUUCGUGUUGGCAGCUGCAACAUAUAUAGCCUUCUUGGCCUUUUCUAGGUAUGCAAGGCGGACUAGUCGAGUGGUAGACCUGUCGGUAUGGGAUGGCCCGGGGCGGCCUUUGUUGUUCCCUUGUAGGACAACACAUACUAGGUUUUUCCCGAAGAAACACUCUUUCGAUUAUUCGUAUCUUUUAGUCGGAAUCCCCAUCGGUUGGUCUGGUACCGCUGGUGGUAUGAUAUCAAAUGACCAAAAUGGCACAGGAGCGAGAGGCUGGUAUAAAGUUGCUGCUGCUGAUUAUCUCGAAAGAGGAAACGGCCACCUCGGGUUAAGAGGAAAAUUGGAUGCUUACCUUAAAUCUCAAAAUGUUGAUGCUUCUCAAUACCCAUAUGCAUAUUUAGUUACUGCGGCAAAAUUUCUGGGUUACCAUUUCAACCCUGUGUCUUUUUGGUACCUUUACUCUGCCGAGAAACGCUUGGCGGCGAUAAUUCUUGAAGUUAAUAACACAUUUGACGAAAGACGAAUGUACUUCUUGACAGCUGAUAGCACAGCUGAAUUGGCGGAAGCAUCUGACAACGGUUCCUCUGAAGGAGAUACUGAGAAUCGCCAACCUGAUGAUCCAAAGCCGAUUCGGAAAACCUGGAAGAAGGAUUUCCAUGUGUCUCCCUUUAACUCUAGAAAAGGAGCAUAUUCGGUGGUUGCGUAUGAUCCUCUAUCCUCAAAUAUGGAAGGGCGAGGUCCGAUUAAUUGCACGAUAAAUCUGAUAUCCUCCAAGGAUAACGCGAAAUUAGUCGCCCGCAUUUUCUCAGAUGGCGAUGCCAUUGAUCCCACGGAGAUGACUCUUUUUCAAAAAUUUAAAUUCUUGACCUCUUGGUGGUGGGUCGGCUUCGUCACUUUCCCCAGAAUCGUGAAAGAGGCGGCGGUCUUAUUCUUCAAGAGAGGCCUUCAUGUCUGGUACCGACCGGAACCGCUCAAGUCGAGCAUUGGGAGACACGCUGAUCAGACGGAACGUCAACUUGAACCGUUAUUCAGAAGAUAUUUAAAACAUCUUGUCGAAGAGUCGCGUGACCCAUUAAUCGUAAAGUAUAUUCCUAGCGGCAUCCCAGACGCGCCGGUCGAAACGAUGAUGUCAAACCACAAUGAGGAAAACCAGCGCCUUGCUGAAACAAUGGAAUUCAAGAUCUUAACCCCGGAAUUCUAUUCACGAUUUGUUCAUUACGCUCAUGAUUUCGAGGCCGUAUUUUCCGAGCUGAAUGAGAGCCAUACUAUAUGGGUGUCGGAGCCGGGAUUAUUGCUAAAGCUAUUUGUUAAGCCAUUGUUACCGACGCCACUCCAGAUCACGAGUUAUUUGGAUUACGGCUAUUUUACACUCAUAAAGAAGCUACGGCGGAGACCCGAACGAAUUGAACGACCCCUAACUUCGAGCCAGACUAGCACUACCGCUCCUCGAGAAGAUAUUCGAGGCUUUCGACUUUCGUCCAUGGAUGGAUAUGUUUUGGCUCAUGAGGAUAAUGAGUCACGAAAAGAGUACCGUUCAGCGAUAUUAAGGUUAUUCAUUGCUGAAAGGAUUGCUCUGGGAAAUGUUGAUAUACUCCGGUUCGAAACCCUCACUCUUCAGCUGUUGCUGGCUUGGGCGUGUUUAAGGGGUUCAUAGUUUUCGGACGAUAGCCUCCACCUUUACCUGAGCUCGCUUGUCGUUUCAAGGGUAUAUUUGUAAUACCUCCCAGAAUCACCCUGUCGUAAAGUUCACACGAGUUUGACGUUGCAUUAAUCCUGUGCAUCAGCCAACAUGUUCACCAAUAGGAGGCCGAAUAGUCGGUAUGUGAUUUGAGUUGUAUCGAGAAGCAAAGAUGUCAAGA